ACAUACUCAAACACAGGCGGGCCGCCGCCGGUCCACGCUGUUCCCAAAUCAAACACACCCCUCUUCAGAUUGAGCAACACUUAAUAAGUUAGCUUAGUUUGUAAGGGUAGCAGACACCGGCAAACCGUGUUUGCAUGACAAUGGGUUAAAAAAAGAUUCAUGGUGAUAGCGUCGUUUAUGAUACAAGUCAAAGCUCCAGCAGCUGUCAGAAUUCAUUCAAAUGGUUUCACCAUGUCUGCCAGAAAGCGUAAAAGAAACUCCAAGGAUACACAGUGUGUCUUCUUCCCGGAUAAUGUGGAGAACAGUUUCUCCAAAGCAGCAAGAGAGCCAUCAUCACUUUCAUGCGUGUCCUCUGCAAAGAGCUGGGAGAAGUGUGGAGACAGCUUUCUGGAGUCUCCAGUGAUCAAGAACCUAAAAUCAUCAGGAAGGAAACUGUCACACAUAAGAAAACUGACGCAGUCCGCCACUUUGGUGCAGACAAGUGCUGUUCACUGCAAAGAGGAUGCAGUGAACAUUGCAUGGAGCUCCAGUGACAGUGAGCAGUCUGAUGAUGACACCCAAGAGCAGCAACAACGUCCUAAGAGACCACUAAGACCCAAAUCUCUUAGUCAGUCUUACACCAGAGCGCUGCACGCACUCAUCUCUGAGAAAGAUGACCUUCCUGUAAUUGAUACAGACAGUGAGCAGAAUGAGUCUGAAGAAGAUGUGGAAAAGGACAGUGGUCAACAAAUCUCUGACUGUGAGUCAGCGCCCUUUGAUGAAAAACCAGAAGAUUUACCACAAGAUAAACUGGAAAAUGAGCUGGAGAUUACAGGCUAUAUGUCCGACAGCGAGACUGUUCCCUUCACAGCGACCUCCAGCAGACUGGACUCUGAGAGCUUUCUUCUUCAGAGUGGUGAGGGCAGCAGAAGGUCAGUCAGUGACUGGGUCAGAUCUGCUCAGGUGAUGCUGCAGACGCCUCAGAAACCGCUUGUCAGGCAGUCCAAGACCCCUGAAGACUCUGCCAAAAAGAAAAAGAAAUUACAAAGUGGGGGUUUUGCUGAGAGACUGAAUCGACUCCAGAGCAGACAGAGGUCAGCCAUUAGCUUCUGGAGACACCAGUCCACCUCUGUCAGUUCAACAGCAACAGUGGACAGGCCUGGCAAGCUGGUGGUGGAGGUGCUGGAGGUUCAGGAGGAAUGCAGCAUGCAACUGGCCCUCUGUGAGCACCAGCAGGCCCCUGGAGAGAGCCACCCGCACAGUGACCCCAUCCCUGAGGAGAGGGCUCGUGUGCUAGUGCUGUUCAACAGAGAGACUGCAGCACAGCUGAUUCCUGCACCCGGAGAUAUCAUCCACAUAUACCCACCAUGGCAGAGUCUUUCCAUAGAGGGAUUCAGCUGCGAUAUUAUUCUAAACACAUACUUCAGCCAGAAAGUUUACUCUGCAUCCAAACCGACUCACAUGCCCACUCCUGGAGGCCUGCUGUCAGCAGGAAGGUGCCGGCCAUAUUCUCUGUGUAAAGCAUUUGGACUGCUGGAGGUGGGCGGGUCCUCAGAAGAGAACAAUGGCAAACAGGUUGCCGCCUCUGAUGCUCUGUGCAGUGCUGUGAGAGUUUUGAGGAGACACUGCCCUUCUCUCCUGGAAGCUAUUGAGGGUCUUGGGCAGGCUGGCUCUGUGGGGCAGGAUGUGGAGGUGGUGGUCCAGAGAGUUUACUCCAUUCCCGUGCCUGAUUCCUCUUCUUCUAUUCUCAAGCCCAAAGGUCCCUUCAGGUCGUCCUCAGCUGCUCCCCCAGCAGAAAAGGGCAAAACAAGGCUCUGUGUGCUUGUGCAGGACAGCUACGAGAUGUUCAGUGAGGUCCAGCUCCACCUCUUGCCCUGCAAAGACGACCUCUGCCAGUACAUCCACACGUGGGUGGGGCAGACCUGUGUGCUGAGAGGCAUUAAAGUGGUGCAGCGAGUCACUCGAGAAAGGCGCUGCAGGCUUUUCAGCUUGAUAGACAGUCUGUGGCCCCCAUUGAUGCCUCUUAAAGAUCGUGGAAACACACCUAGUACGUCCUCUGAAUGCAGACCUGCAGGUCCAGCUCCCAGUUUCUGCUACCUGCUGUCUGGUCAGGAGAGCUCAGUUGAACCCUCUGAGGAGCGGACUGUGUCCCCACUUUACCUCCCCCAUACCAAACAAACACUACGAGACAUACUGCAGAGUGAGGUUAAAGCCUGUCGCUGCAGUUUUGUUGCCACUGUCGUAUACAAGAGAAUAAUGCAGAGCAUCGAUGUAGGCCAGGGUGAGGUUUGGUUGGUGCUGACAGACCCCAGUCUUCAGGAGGAGCAGCCAGAGAGGCCGUGUAGACGAUCAGUGGCCCUGUGUGUGAACACUUCCUGUGUGCUCACUUCCUCUGUCCUCAAAGCUCUAAAUUCCCCGGCUGCCUGUCGCAUGUCAAUCAGAGAUGCCAUCAAAGAACAUGGUGUCCUCCUAUGUGCAGAGAUGUCAGUCAUUGAGAUCUGCUCUGAGGAUCCUGAAAGCAGCCUUGAGCCCUCGUCAACCAGGCCAGAGUCACUUUCACAGUCGCUGUCAGAGCCCCCGGCAAAAACCCUGCCCCAACCUGUGAAACUGGAUCCUCUGAGUCCUGAGAUCACACCCAACUCCCUCUGCUCUCUCACAGGGGUGAUAGUUGGCGUAGAUGAAAGCACUGCUUAUUCCUGGCCUGCCUGCAACCACUGUGGGAGUGACAACCUAGAUAAGUACUCUGAAACACAUCAAAACUUCCACUGUGUUCUUUGCAAGUCAGUUGUAGAAAAGCCCGAUAUGAAGAUUCAACUGGAAGUGCUGCUGAGUUCUUCAUUAAGUAACUGCACUUUGAAAGUGAAGCUGCAGCAAAAGACGAUCAUGUCCAUCUUAAACACUGCAGCCCUUGAGGGUAAUGAGUUCCUAGGCUACGAUGUGGAGAAUGUCCUGGGAAAAGAGGUGGGCCCCCUCCCUGCUUAUGUCCGAGUGGUCACCAGGAAACCUGCCCUCUGGAUUGGCCUGGAAGAAAUCUGCCUCUGAGGCGACCAUCAGGACAAGUACUCUAAUGAUAUCAAUCCUCAGGCUUCAGCUGGCUCCACAGAUCUGCACACUAGGCCUUGAUCUGAGCCUGUGCAGCCUCCCAUGUCCUUAGCCACCCUCUGAAGGCCUCCCUGAACGCUCUAGGCUGUGGUGAAGUUAGCGAGACUGGAAGAAGACAAGGUCUUGUUUGUGUUAAUGAUAUGUGAUCCUGUGGAGCAGGAGUUGACAGCCCAAGGGUAGACCAGUGGCAUGCAGUCUGUCAAAGCAGCCCACGUGGUUCAUCCAUGGGUUGUGACUUUGCUAACAGGUCUUUUGGCUUUAAACACAUUUUCUACAUGGACUCAAACAUCUUAUUUUCAACUCAUCCACCUCUGAGUAAAAUAUCUGAGACUGUCAAUAAAAGUUGUAUUUUUGCUGAC
Messenger RNA from Notolabrus celidotus (New Zealand spotty), 3440 nucleotides. It is a transcript of the gene spidr, whose product is annotated as scaffold protein involved in DNA repair. The transcript is spliced from 20 exons. Lineage: Eukaryota; Metazoa; Chordata; Actinopteri; Labriformes; Labridae. The record is from RefSeq and is a predicted model, not a curated record. Gene Ontology annotation, biological process: regulation of establishment of protein localization to chromosome; double-strand break repair via homologous recombination. Gene Ontology annotation, cellular component: nucleoplasm; nuclear chromosome. Bases 160 to 3021 code for a protein of 953 amino acids.